Molecule: messenger RNA, 3469 nt
Organism: Xenopus laevis (African clawed frog)
Lineage: Eukaryota; Metazoa; Chordata; Amphibia; Anura; Pipidae
Gene: esyt3.S
Product: extended synaptotagmin protein 3 S homeolog
Exons: 23
Coding region: 107-2905 (932 amino acids)
Biological process (GO): lipid transport
Cellular component (GO): endoplasmic reticulum membrane; plasma membrane
Molecular function (GO): phosphatidylinositol binding; calcium ion binding; calcium-dependent phospholipid binding
Source: RefSeq, a predicted model, not a curated record
CUGCGCCAGAUGUCUCAGUGUCAGUCCCAACUGCCCUCCCUCCUCGGGGUGUGUCCGGGCGGUUCUGGAGGCACCUGGAUGGGACGGGCCCAGGGAAUGAGCGGGGAUGCGGCGGCUCCAGCUCCUCAAAGACAAAAACUCGCCGCGGCCGGAACCGACACUCACUCGGCCGAGUCUCAAAAGACCGACACCCGGAGAGUCGCUGCGGAGGGAACUGACACCCGGAGAGUCGCUGCGGAGGGAACUGACACCCGGUGGUCCGAAUCGCCCGGGCAUGGCACAGGGAGAACCCGGGGGCUUUUCGGGACAGGUCCCACAGGUGACUCAUAAAAAGCCCGAAGAGAAGAACCCAGGUGACCCCCAGUGGCCGGAGAUAAAGCCCGGUGACCCUAAAGUUGGUGAAAUGUCCUGUGAGCCAAUAGCGGGUGAGUUGAAGCCGGGGGACCCACUGGCAGAGGCGCUGUACGGGCUGGGGCGGCCGCUGUUCCUGGCGCUGCUCUAUCUGUUCCCCGUGUACCUGUGCGGGCGGCUCGGGCUCAGUAUCACGUGGCUCCUGUUUGGAAUUUUUCUCUGGAUGUUCUGGAAACGGAACAAGAAAUUCAAAUUGGCCCGAAUUCGGGCGGCCUGGGACCUGCAUGAGAAUGAGAAGCUCGGGGUGACCCGUGGGCUGAACCCUCAGCAACUCCCGGUCUGGGUGAAUUUUCCUGACGUGGAACGAGUCGAGUGGCUUAAUAAGGUAGUGGGACAGAUGUGGCCCUACAUUGGGAUGUACAUGGAAAAAAUGUUCCAAGAUAAGAUAGAACCUCUUGUGCGGUCAACCAGUUUCCACCUCAAGGCCUUCACCUUCACCAAGGUCCACUUUGGAGAAAAGUUCCCUAGAAUUAAUGGGGUGAAGGCCUACACCAAAAAUGUGGACAAGAGGGAGGUGAUCUUGGAUCUGCAGCUCAGUUACAAUGGAGACUGUGAGAUCAAUGUGGAGGUGAAGAAGAUGUGCAAGGCUGGCGUGAAGGGGGUCCAGCUGCAUGGGACCCUGCGCGUCAUUCUUGCCCCAUUGCUGCCUGAUCUGCCUUUUGUUGGAGCAGUGACCAUGUUCUUCAUCCAGAGACCUCACCUGGAUAUUAACUGGACUGGACUCACCAAUGUACUGGAAAUUCCAGGAGUUAGUGACUUUUCGGACACUAGGAUUCUUGACAUCAUCGCCUCCCACCUGGUUCUGCCCAACAGAUUCACCAUCCCACUGAGUAGCCAAGUCCAGACGGCCCAACUGCGCUUCCCAGUGCCCCAUGGAGUGUUGCGACUUCAUCUCAUCGAAGCGGAAAACCUGAUCCCAAAAGACAAUUACCUGAAGGGAAUCAUUAGGGGCAAGUCGGACCCCUAUGCUGUCCUGCGCAUUGGCAACCAGACCUUCAAGAGCAAAACCAUUAAAGAGAAUCUCAACCCAAAAUGGGGGGAGAUGUAUGAGUUUGUGGUGCAUGAGGUGCCCGGACAGGACCUCGAGGUGGACCUAUACGAUGAAGACCCAGACAAGGAUGACUUUUUGGGCAGCCUGGUCAUUGGUCUGGAGGGAAUCAUGAAGGACCGUGUGGCGGAAGAGUGGUUCCCCCUGACUGAUGUGCCCAGCGGGUCGGUGCAUCUGAGGCUCGAGUGGCUUUCGCUUUUGGCCAAGUCAGAAAAACUGUCUGAGGCUAAAGGCGGAUUAUCUACAGCUAUGGUGAUUGUGUAUCUGGAAAGCGCCAGCGAAUUGCCUAGGAACCACUUUGAGUAUUCAAGCAGUGAGUACGCGGCAAGGAAGCAGAGACACCCGACUUACACCAAGACUGAUAAGGACCCCAACAGCUAUGUCCUGAUGUCAGUGGGCAAUAAAAGCAUCAAAAGCAAGACAUGUAUAGGGAGCACAGAGCCAGUUUGGGGUCAAGCUUUUUCUUUCUUUGUACAAGACAUGCACAUGCAACAUCUCCACCUUGAGGUGAAGGACAAUGCAAGACAGUGUGCCCUGGGGAUGUUGGACGUACCCUUGCACCGGCUGCUCAGCCACGAGGAACUGACAGCAGAUCAGAGAUUCCCACUUACUAACUCUGGACCCAACAGCACCAUCAAGAUGAAAAUCGUCCUGAGAGUCCUACAAAUAGAAGCUCCAGAACCAGAAACUAUUUACACUGGAAUUAACUCCCUCGAACAAGGUCCUGUUUCCAUUAAGGGGGUCCAGCACCAGAAAUCCCAUGGGAAGUCCGACCAGGUCCAGCAGACCCACCAGAACCACACUGUUCAACAAUCCAAAGAGGAAAGCAAGGAGAGCACCAGUACCACCAUCCAGCAAGCUAACACUUCCAGCUCCAACUCAAACCCAGCACUAAACAAGAACUCUGAUAGCACCAGAACAAUCACAGAAUCCCACACUCCCAGUCUAAGGCCUUUGAAAAGAAUUGCACCCAGUCUCCUCUCCCUCAACUCUAUUGCCUCAUCUGUGUACGACCUGAACGAUGAGAAGAGGUGGCCCAACGAGAUGUCUGGAGAGGUUGAGGUCUCUGUGAGGUAUGCUUCCCUGCGGCGCUGCCUUGUCGUCCUUAUCAACACUUGCAGGAACUUGAUCCAGUGCUCAAGUAAUGGGGCCAAUCCAUAUGUCCGGAUCUACCUGCUGCCUGAUAGGAAGUGGUCCAGCCGAAAGAAGACAUCAGUGAAGAGGAAGACUCUGAACCCUCAAUAUAAUGAGAGAUUUGAGUUCCUGGUGUCGCUGGAGGAUGCCAAGAAGCGAAUGCUGGACGUCGCUGUGAAACACAACAGGGGUUUUGGGUCCCACGAGAGAAAGGACAUGGGGAAGGCACUGGUGGAUUUGUCAUGUGAGGAUCUGGUCAAGGGUUUCACCAAAUGGUUUGAACUGACACCCACCGGCCACCCCAGCUCAUGACUGUUCUGCACCGGGAGCAGGCGUUGCACCGCAGGGACCUGACAUACCCUAGUGGUCAUGUACAGAUGUAUAUUUGUAAUUAGUUUCCUCCUAAAUCGAACAGUAUCUAUUAUUUGUGAUUCCAACUCGUUUGGAAUGGGGGAAGGGGCACUUAAUCAUUUUGUUUCUGUACAUUCCUGUAUAUGUUUCUAUGUUUUUGGGGGGAUAAUGAUGCACUAUGCUCUAUCCUGAUAUUUAUCUGUCUCAGGGACAAAAACAGACUUUGCCAUUAACCCGAUUUAUGAUCUGGGAGGCACUUGCUUUGGUGGUGAUAAUUAUUUAUUGCAGAAACAAGAACAUGACACUGUAUAUAUAGAGGAAUCUAAACACUCAGAGAUAUUUAUUUUUAAAUAAAACUCUAACAUAUCUAACACCUCUGCUUGUGCCACUGAUCUACAAACCCUGAGCAGUAAAGUGCACAUGUAAUGAUUGUGCCACAGACAUUGGACAAAGACAAGCACAAGGUCUGCUACAAGAAAUGGUCACACAAGUUCUUUAUUUAUUAAUAAAAAUCAUCAGUAGAAA